Messenger RNA from Morus notabilis, 609 nucleotides. RefSeq lists its product as uncharacterized. Bases 91 to 570 code for a protein of 159 amino acids. Lineage: Eukaryota; Viridiplantae; Streptophyta; Magnoliopsida; Rosales; Moraceae. The record is from RefSeq and is a predicted model, not a curated record. The transcript is spliced from 6 exons.
GCUAAAUAUCCAAAAAUACAAGCUGAAAUCACAAAAAGCAAAUCUUGGUUUUCUCUUCUUGUCAACAUUUAAGCAGAAAUUAUAUUUCCUAUGCCAGGAACUAUCUUAGUUUCAGUUCUGGAACUCAUGGACCUUCCAUUCUCAUCACCUUCUUCAACAAUUUCAAUAAAAGUUUCCAUGGGGAAAAAGGGGUACCAAACUUGGGACAAAGGAGAACUUUCCUUCCCUUUGACAACCCUCCGAGACAAUUUGGUCGUUGUCAUCCAGGAUUCAGAGGGCAAUGAAAUAUCACAUGCAGGUGUUGAAACCAAAUUAAUAGUUGAGAAAGGUAUUUGGGAUGACAUCUUUCCCCUUGAAGGAGGUGGACAUGUCCAGAUGAAGCUCCAGUUUGUACUCAAUGAAGAUGAGCGCAACAGAAUUCGCUUGAUGAGAGAAUCUGCUAUGAAAAAGAAACAUGGUGAGCUUCUUGAUUGCAGAACUAGUAGUGUAGAAGUUAGUCCUAAUGAUGAUACUAAAGUUGCUUCAUCGUCGUGCCAUGAGAAUUCAGGUUCGAUGUCGCAUACUCAAUAAGGGGGAAAAAAAGUUCAAUGAGAUUUGAGCAUAACAAGA